Molecule: messenger RNA, 2226 nt
Organism: Cottoperca gobio
Lineage: Eukaryota; Metazoa; Chordata; Actinopteri; Perciformes; Bovichtidae
Gene: aspscr1
Product: ASPSCR1 tether for SLC2A4, UBX domain containing
Exons: 17
Coding region: 42-2015 (657 amino acids)
Biological process (GO): glucose homeostasis; signal transduction; intracellular protein transport
Cellular component (GO): cytoplasm; vesicle membrane; nucleus
Molecular function (GO): protein binding
Source: RefSeq, a predicted model, not a curated record
UAAAGUUUAUUCAAAUAAACACGGCGACGUCACGACACACAAUGGCAGCCAGCAGUUCAGCUGUGACGGUUCUCACUCCUAAUGGGAGAAGACAAGCAGUUAAAGUGUCUCCAAACACACCGUUAUUACAGGUGCUGGAGGAUGUCUGUAAAAAGCAUGGAUUUAACCCCGACGAUCACGGUUUGAAGUUUCAGAGGACUGCUGUUGACCUUACGCUGCCAUGGAGGUUUGCCAACCUGCCCAACAAUGCAAAGCUGGAAAUGGUGACAAGUACAAGGAAACAGGCUGUGGCUGACAGCCAGGUGCGGAUUGCACUCCAGAUGGAGGACGGCUCUCGGCUUCAGGGUUCCUUCUCCUGUGGACAGAGUCUGUGGGAACUGCUCACACAUUUCCCCCAGAUCAGUGUGUCGGAGUCAGAAUCCACCCCUGUGUGUGUUUACAUGCGAGACGAGGUGAGUGGGGAAGAAGCACUCAAGAAGGCCACUCUUAGGUCUCUGGGUCUUACAGGAGGAAAUGCCAUUGUCAGGUUUUUACUCAAAAAGAACAAAGCACAGGGAGAGGAAGAUGUUGGGAAAGCCACUGAAACAGCUGCUAUGCCAAUUAAUCUUGUAGCAAAGGAAAUCACACCUAGCCCAUCAUCUCCGCCCAAUCCUGGUCCCUCACAUCCGGAGACGUCAAAAACAGAGGUGCCGAUUAAAAAUUCAGUCCCCAAUAGACCAGUUGAAGCCCAUCCUGCUCCAACUCCCGCCUCUACCACAAGCAGCACACUUCCUGUUCAACAGGAGGAAGUUCCAAACUCCCAGGAUGCAGUUCGGCCAAAGAUUCCUCCCGUCGAAAGAGUAAUUCCAGAGGAGGAUGGCGAGGAGGCGGGGCCAUCAGGACUGAACUCUCACCCUACUACUUCUUCUUCUUCCUCCUCCUCCGCCGCCCCCUCGGCUCCUUUCAUUCCCUUCUCUGGAGGCGGUCAGCGCCUCGGGGGUCCCCGGGGGGGUGCAGUGGGACACUCACUUUCUUCAUCCUCAUCUCUGUCAGUGCCAACUCCAGUAAUAGAAUCACCCAAAGCCAAGAAACUAAAAUCCAGCCACGGUUCUAACAAGCAUCAAUCCACUGGCAACCAGCCAGACGAGGACAUGGAUCUAGGGGAGUUCUCUGAGCCUGUCGAGAGGGAGCUUCUCAUCUACCACCUGGACGCUAUGUCCCGUCACUCUAAGGACCACAGGGAUAUGCCCGACGAGUUCUUUGAAGUGACGAUGGAUGACGUGCGCAAGCGCUUCGCCCAGCUGAAGAGCGAGAGGAAGCUACUGGAGGAGGCUCCGCUGAUGACUAAAUCUCUGAGAGAAUCACAGAUGAGGGAGAAGAUGGAAAGAUAUCCUAAAGUGGUUCUGAGGGUCCAGUUUCCAGACAGACAUGUUCUACAAGGCUUCUUCAGGCCGCUGGAGACAGUUGGUGCCCUGAGGCAAUUUGUGAUCAGUCACUUGGAGGAUCCUCAGCUCAGUUUCUACCUGUUCAUCACACCCCCAAAAACCAUCCUGGACGACCCCUCAGCCACACUGUUUCAGGCCGACCUGUUUCCUGGCGCUCUGGUGUAUUUCGGCUCCGACGAUAUGACAGACAUUUACAUGAAGAGGGAACUGACUGAAUCCUCUGUCUCGGCCUUGCAAGCAAAUGAGUCGAUUGCAAGCUGCAUGCUCCAGUCCCCGACACAAUCCUGCAGCUCUGAGGGCUCAGAGGAGCCGCCGUCUUCUCCAGAGCCGAGGGCGGACACCAGCAGGGCCACGCGGGACGAGGGAGACCCGUCCGCACACACCCAGCCCGCUAAACCUCCCAGAUCUGACGCGGCCAAGGUGCCCAAGUGGCUCAAGCUUCCAGAUGAUGCAGUCCCACCGGUCCAGUUCUGCAGUACACAUGGGAGAUGUUUUUGCUUCUCAGGAAUUUAUUUCCUCCGUUGCAGCAGAACACGUUACACAAGCCAUUGGAAACUCUGGAGUCAAACCGGGCAUCAUAAACCUAUUUAGAGGGCUGACCUACUGCAACACGAUGAACACACUUAAAGAAACCUUCUUGCCUAGCUGACCCUGAACACGGGUGCACCACUAGGCUGUGUGCUCAGCCCCCUCCUGUACUCCCUGUUCACCUACGACUGUGCUGCCAAGCACAGUUCAAACAUCAUCUUUAAGUUUGCUGACGAUACGACCAUCAUGGGCCUCAUCAACAACAAUGAUUAGA